Caenorhabditis briggsae is the source of this 372-nucleotide messenger RNA. Bases 1 to 372 code for a protein of 123 amino acids. Lineage: Eukaryota; Metazoa; Nematoda; Chromadorea; Rhabditida; Rhabditidae. The transcript is spliced from 2 exons. The record is from RefSeq and is a predicted model, not a curated record.
AUGACGUGGCAACAACAAUCAGUAUAUCAUAGAGACUCAUGGCGCAACGAGAUGCCGUGCGGUUCUCGAUACGAGCACUGGACAGAUGAAAAGCCACCGCCAGCACGUAAUAUGUACACUUUCGAACCAAUUCAGCGGCCUGUAUGGAGUCAAGAGCAGCCACGUGGGAUUCUGACGCCACUGCUCUCCCUUCAACUGUCACCACCACCUCCAUCUCGAUUUCUGCCGCAACAAAACCCCGUCGAUCUGAAUUACCGCCCAUGUCAAUAUAUGGUUCAUGACAAGUGGGACGAGGUCGCUAAAAGAAUUCAGCCAGCAGUGCCAUUGGAGCCCAAAAAGAAACAGCUCAACUCGAGAAAUCGACCAUAUUGA